AUGGCCGAAGUCCUCAAGGUGGUCCCACAGGAGGACCUAAAGCUGGCCGAGAAGAGCGAUGGUUCGUUGAGAAGCGCGCAUGUCCUGGAGCAUGAUCCGGCAUUAGACCGAAGACUACUAUGGAAGCGAGACCUGGUUUUGAUACCCAUUAUGGGUGUUCUUUAUAUGCUUUUGUUCUUAGACCGGACGAACAUCGCAAACGCUCGCGCUCUGGGCAUUGGAUCUCCAACUGGACUAGAAGGCGCCUUGGGUAUGCCAACGAAUGGAUAUAACAUCGCUCUCGUGAUAUUCUAUAUCCCCUUCGUCCUCGCCGAAAUCCCAGCCAACCUGAUCUUGAAUACGAACAAGGUUGCGCCACGGUACUUAUUGGGCGGGCAAAUGGCCCUACUUGGCGUCCUUGGGAUGUGUCAGGGCUUGACAAAAUCAUAUGGCGGCCUGCUGGCCGUGCGGUUCCUGAUGGGUACUUUUGAAGCAUCGUUGCCUGCGGGGGCGACCUACAUGAUAUCCAUGUACUACACCAAGCGAGAGGCUGCGAUUCGUUUCUCGUGGUUUUUCAAUUUUGCUCUCGCCGGUCCGUUCUUCUCCGGACUUCUCGCGUUUGCGAUCAACAACCUUGAGGGCGUUGGUGGGUACCAGGGGUGGCGUUGGCUUUUCAUUAUCGAAGGGUUAAUGACCGUUGCAAUUUCCAUACCUGUCGUGCUGUUUUGCCCGAACUUUCCGCAGGACGCUCAGAAAUGGUUCCUAAAACCAGAGGAGCGCAACCGCGUUGUGGCUCAGCUAGAGGCUUCCCGGGGUGCCGAGACCAAGGGCUCUGCUGCUGACAGCGUCUCCAUCUGGGAGGUGUUGAUCGACUGGCGCAUCCACCUGUUCACCAUGUGCUUCUUCUGCUGCGACAUCACGGCAGCAUCCAUCUCGGCUUUCUCCCCCACAAUCCUCACCGAGCUGGGCUGGACCAGCACCAUUGCUCAGUUGAUGGCAAUGCCAGUGUGGGCUGUCGGUAUCAUCUCGUCUUUCGGUGUAACGUGGCUGGCCUCGCGCCUGAACUUUCGGACUCCUUUCGUUAUCGGCGGGAUCUGCUGUCAGCUCGUUGGCUGGAUCAUCAUGCGCGUCUACGUCCCUCAAGCCGGCGUCCGUUAUCUUGCUUUGUUCUUCAUGUCCAUUGGAACAUUUCCACAGAUGCCCAUCCUCAUGGCUUGGCUUUCAGCAAACCUCCGUGGCAGGAAGCACUUGGCCGUGGGUAUGGCAUGGAUGGUUGGCUUUGGGAACUGUGCCAAUUUCGUAUCUUCGAACGUCUUCAUCAAGACUGAGGCACCUCGCUAUGUCACGGGCUUUACCACUGGGUUGGUCUUCACCAUCCUUGGUAUGGUUCUGGUGGUAUUCGGCUGCACUUUAUUGGUUGUCAAGAACAAGAAACGUGAGGCGAUAAGGUCGCAAAUGACUGACGGGGAACGGGAGGCCCAUGAUGAACUGUAUUUCAAAUUUGUGUUGUAA
This is a messenger RNA of Neoarthrinium moseri, 1491 nucleotides long. RefSeq lists its product as uncharacterized. Bases 1 to 1491 code for a protein of 496 amino acids. The transcript is spliced from 5 exons. Lineage: Eukaryota; Fungi; Ascomycota; Sordariomycetes; Amphisphaeriales; Apiosporaceae. Gene Ontology annotation, molecular function: transmembrane transporter activity. Gene Ontology annotation, cellular component: plasma membrane. The record is from RefSeq and is a predicted model, not a curated record. Gene Ontology annotation, biological process: transmembrane transport.